Spodoptera litura is the source of this 597-nucleotide messenger RNA. NCBI's taxonomy places the organism in Eukaryota, Metazoa, Arthropoda, Insecta, Lepidoptera, Noctuidae. The record is from RefSeq and is a predicted model, not a curated record.
AUGAACCCUGAGCUCGCUGAGCUGUCGGCGCGGUGCGCGGCGCUGAACUGCUCGGGCCUAUGCCUGCUGACGCCGGCGGAGGAAGGCGCGGGCGCGGGCGCGCGCUGCGCCUGCCCCGAGCACUGGGUGCUGGCGGCGGACGGGCGCUCGUGCGCGCCCAACUGCACGUCGGCGCACUUCGUCUGCGCCGCCGCGCUCAAGUGCAUCCCGUUCUGGUGGCGCUGCGACACGCAGGACGACUGCGGCGACGGCAGCGACGAGCCCGCGGCGUGCCCGCCCUUCCGCUGCGAGCCCGGCCAGUUCCAGUGCGACAGCGGGCGCUGCGUGCACCCGUCGCACAUCUGCGACGGCACGCCGCACUGCGCCGACGGCUCCGACGAGCGCGACUGCGACAAGUUCACGUGCCUGGCGUCGCAGUGGAAGUGCCGCGGCAACGCCACGGCGCGCGUGGCGGCGCGCUGCGUGGCGGCGGCGGCGCGCUGCGACGGGCGGCGCGACUGCCACGACGGGGACGACGAGGCGGCCUGCCCGCCGCGGACCUGUCCGCCGCACCACUGUAAUGAUGAUAUUCUAACUAAACAGUACUAUUUAUUCUAA